Messenger RNA from Spea bombifrons (plains spadefoot toad), 1774 nucleotides. It is a transcript of the gene DES, whose product is annotated as desmin. Bases 102 to 1475 code for a protein of 457 amino acids. Gene Ontology annotation, cellular component: Z disc; intermediate filament; sarcolemma. The transcript is spliced from 9 exons. The record is from RefSeq and is a predicted model, not a curated record. Gene Ontology annotation, biological process: skeletal muscle organ development. NCBI's taxonomy places the organism in Eukaryota, Metazoa, Chordata, Amphibia, Anura, Pelobatidae.
CUGGAUCUCGACUCCACUCACGCCGGCACAAGGAAGCUCAGACCUCUACCCUCAGAGCCACAUCUUCCAGGCUCUCAGCAUCAACCCAAGCACCGGUAACCAUGAGCCAAAGCUACUCAAGCAGCCAGAGGGUCUCCUCUUACCGUCGGACCUUUGGCGGAGCAGCCCCGUCUUUCAGUAGAGCUUCCUACGGGUCUAAGGCAGGCGCCUCCAGCAGUUUGUCCUCCAGGGUCUACCAGGUUUCCCGCGCCUCGGCCGCGCCAUCUUUCUCCAGCUUCAAGGCAUCGCGCGGCGUCCCGGUCAGGCAGAGCUACGGGGCAGAUGUUCUGGACUUCAGUCUCGCCGAUGCCAUGAACCAAGAGUUUCUGCAGACCCGAACCAACGAGAAGGUAGAGCUUCAGGAACUCAACGACCGGUUUGCCAACUACAUCGAGAAAGUGAGGUACUUGGAGCAGCAGAACCAGAUCCUCGUGAACGAGGUCAACCGACUCAAGGGGAAAGAGCCGACGAGGGUCAGCGAGCUGUACGAGGAAGAGAUGAGAGAGCUCCGCCGCCAAAUAGACAUCCUCACCAGUCAAAGGGCGAGAGUCGAGGUGGAGAGGGACAACUACAUCGAUGACCUGCAGAAGCUGAAACAAAGACUCCAAGAAGAGAUCCAACUCAAAGAAGAGGCCGAGAAUAACCUUUCUGCUUUCCGAGGGGAUGUGGACGCUGCAACCCUCGCCCGCAUCGACUUGGAGAGACGCAUUGAGUCCCUGCAGGAGGAGAUUGCUUUCCUGAAGAAGAUUCACGAGGAGGAAAUCCGCGACUUGCAGGCGCAACUCCAGGAACAGCAGAUCCAGGUGGAGGUUGACGUCUCCAAACCGGAUUUGACAGCAGCCCUCAGAGAUAUCCGUACUCAGUAUGAGAACAUUGCCGCCAAGAACGUCUCAGAAGCUGAGGAGUGGUACAAGUCCAAGGUGUCUGACCUCAAUCAAGCCGCUCAGAAGAACAACGAGAACCUGCGCCAGGCCAAGCAGGAGAUGAUGGAGUACCGCCACCAAAUCCAGUCCUACACCUGCGAGAUUGACGCUCUUAAAGGAACAAACGACUCCCUGCUCCGUCAGAUGAGGGACCUGGAGGAGAGGUACGGCGGGGAAGCUGCCGGGUAUCAAGAUACCAUCUCCAGACUGGAGGAGGAAAUCCGUAACCUGAAGGAUGACAUGGCAAGACACCUGCGCGAGUACCAAGACCUCCUCAACGUCAAGAUGGCUUUGGAUGUCGAGAUCGCCACAUACAGGAAACUGCUGGAAGGCGAAGAAAGCAGAAUCUCUCUUCCCAUCCAGUCAUAUUCUGCGCUGAGCUUUAGAGAGACCAGCCCAGAGCAGAGAGCAUCUGAAGUCCACACCAAGAAAACUGUCAUGAUCAAAACUAUCGAGACCCGAGAUGGAGAGGUCGUCAGCGAGGCUUCUCAACAGCACCAGGAGAUCCUGUGAGGUGGGACGGAGGACACGUGAACACGGACACGUGAACACGGACACAUGACAGGAACCUAGAAUGACCACCGUGCACAGUCUGAGCUCAACUCUACUGGACAUCUCAAAACUGUCACUACACCUCUCCUGCACCCACCACUCACCCUGAGCAUCUCCUCAAUCUAAAGGCCCCCCACCCAGAAAAAAAUAAGCUCAUUUUGGGACUCAACAUGGAGAACUCUCGUGCUCUGAAGCAUCUUCGCUGGGGUGUCUCAUCGGCACAGUGAAAACAAAAAUAAAGUCACAGACACCUUCACAAA